Molecule: messenger RNA, 1185 nt
Organism: Paramecium pentaurelia
Lineage: Eukaryota; Ciliophora; Oligohymenophorea; Peniculida; Parameciidae
Source: the annotation of a GenBank genome assembly
AUGAAGAAUGUGAUGAUAGUAGUAUAUUAAAUGGAGAUGAUUGUGAUCGCACAUGUAGAUUAGAAAAAUAAUUUAUCUAUAAAGAUUAUGUUACUACAUAUCAAAAAAUUGAUUUAUAUCUAUAUCAAACCAGAUUUACCAUUAAUAUCAGCAGGUGAUCAAUCUAUAUACAAUAAUGUUAGAUUAGUUUAAUUAUCAUACAACAUAUUCUUAAAAUUUAGCAAUGAUAUAGAUUAUAUUAAGGAUGUUGAAGUAAUCAUUCUGAAUUAUUAAGAAGAACUAAACAUAAAGUAAUAAUGUGACAUUACCUCUGAUUUGAAAAUGGUUAUAAUAUUGAAUAUCAAUAUUUUAUUUGUAAUUAAUCCAAACUCAACUUAACUGUUACUUUUUAGAUACAUUUAUUUUCUGUUUCCUUAAUGAUACUACUUCAGUGAAAUGUAAUCUGUAAAAUCCAAUUAAUCUUACUGUAACAUUUCAUUAGAGCAUAAAGAAAUAAGACCUCAAAAUUAGCUUUACCAACCUUUCUCAUUUUAAAUCAAGUGAUGAUUAUAUCAAUAAUAAUAAUAGAUUGUAAAGACUAAUAAUUAUUUUUAAACUCUAAAAAACUAAAUUGCUGAAAUUAUUUUUGUUGAUGUAACUACAGUUGAAAUGCCUUCUUCAAGCAAUUAAUAUAUUUUGUAUGCUAUUGGAACAAUAAGUGGAACUGCUCUUCUAUUUGGAGGGUUAGAUAUUUUUUAUAAUCUUCUAGAUGUAAGUGAUUAUUAUGAAUUUAUUUUUAUUUACAUAUUUAACUAUACUAUACAAAUAUUGUCAUAUCUAAAGUAUAUUAAUUCUUAAUUUCCGUUUAAUUUAUAACAGUUUUUCAAUUGCUUUGAAUUUGUACAAAUGAAUUUCAUUUAAAAAUAUUUCAAUAUUUAUGACCUUUUUAAUCUAUAUCCGAUUAAUGAAAACUUUAACAAUAUUCCACUCAAAAUUAAAUAAGAUGAUUUAACACCUCUGUUUAUAAUAAACUGUGCAUUAACUAUUUUCAUUUGGUUUACUUAAAUUCUGAUAUACAUUGUUUCAAAAAAGAUUCCAUACUACUUAUAUCGACUUGAUUUCAAAUACAAAUUCCUAAUUUUACCUAUGAAAAUAUCAAUAACAAGUUUUUCUCUAAAAGUUUUAAGAGAAUUAUUUUGUAGUUGA